Molecule: messenger RNA, 921 nt
Organism: Lodderomyces oxycetoniae
Lineage: Eukaryota; Fungi; Ascomycota; Pichiomycetes; Serinales; Debaryomycetaceae
Gene: EAF6
Product: Eaf6p
Exons: 1
Coding region: 1-921 (306 amino acids)
Cellular component (GO): NuA4 histone acetyltransferase complex
Source: RefSeq, a predicted model, not a curated record
AUGGCUGCUACAGAUGAGAAGAAUCAGGCUAAACCACAAGAGACUCUGACAACGGCCACUUCGGGGUCGUCUACAAAAUCACAAACUCAGCCAGAUAAAUCCGAUAAACCAGAUAAUCUGGAAAACAUCGAGACCAAAUCAACAACUUUACUGAAAAGUGAAAAUAAAGGGAAAACCACCACCACUACCACUACCACUACCACCACCACCACGGGGACAUCGCCGCUGUUAACAAACAAUGCCAAUUCCUCUCCUACCAAGAACCAGCAGCCCAAACCAAGCACAGAAAAGUAUAAUAAAUUGAAAACAAAACUAACGCAGCAAAUUCUCAAAAAGCAAGAAAUAAUUGCUAAAUUGUCAAAACUAGAAGACGCUAUAUAUCAAAAAGAAACAGACUAUUUUGAGGAAAGUACAAUAGGAAAUAUAGUUAAAGGAUUUGAAAACUUUUCAAAACUAAGUGGCGGAGGAUCAGGUUCUGGAGCCGGUGGUGGUGGAUCAUUUGGUGGUGCGGGAGGUAGCUCUAAGAGACGAAUAGUGUACACAGAAAAUGACCAUAUCUUUAGUUUAAGCUCGAUCAAUUUUGUCAAGAACAUGAAAAAGAAACAUGGGUCGAAUUACAAUGGAUCAGCCGUGGUAAGUUCUAGUAAUGGAACUAGUACAAAACAUGACGAUUUUGAUGAUUAUGAAGAUUCGGUAGAUCCAGCUAAUGCACAUACAGCAGGGGUUAAGUUGACAUUGAACGUGGGAGCAGGUGGAGGAGGAGGAGGAGGAGGGACAGGAACAGUAGGAGCAGCAUCAACAGCAUCAGCAGCAGUUUCAGGAGCAGUAGGAGGAGGAGGAGGAGGAGGAGGAGACAAAAGUGAUAAUAGUGUCUCAAGCACACCAUCGCGGAAAAGAAAAGCACGAACUAUAGAAGAUUGA